UGACCGUCUAGAGACCAGCCAAGACAAAGGCAAGGAAGACCAGACUGGCUGGGGCGGGAUACGUAGGGGAUGAGAAGGUUGGGAGAGUAAAGUUUGUUUCGAGGGUGAUGGGAUUUGAUUUGCUUUGAAUUUCCGCGUGGUUAGAGCUUGGACUGGACGACAAACACGUUUUCUCCUUCAGGUUGAGAGAUGAUGUUGAUGGCGGUGAUGAUGUUGAUGGCCGACGACGACGGACAAAUAACAGAAAUGGAAGUGGUUAGCAGGGACGGAGUACCGAUGCAGAAGGGAGAAAAUAGACCGAAGGAAAGAAGAUCAAGGCAAGACUGGGAUUAGCGUGCAGAGAAUAGUAAAUGAAGGAGAGGAAGGGGAAGGGGAAGGGGGAAAUGCAGCAAGCAAGCAGCCUGUCAGCCAGGAACUACUCAGGAUGGUGCAGUGCAAUGCAGUUUUGGGAUGGAAGAGGAGAAGGAAAAGAUGGACAGGGAAGAGAGAAAGAGGGGAAAAAGAAUAAAAAUAGGUGGGAAUUGAGUAAAAAAAGGUCUGAUCCUGGUCACAUCCCAGCAGCAUUGGUUCUUCCAGCCAGGGAUUGGAUGCUGCAGGGGGUGACGCUUUUCAUCACAUCGCAGCAGAAAAGUCGAUCCAUCCGAGCCCGAUUGAUUGGAUUUGUUGUGCCUUCAUAUCAGGAGAUUUCCAAGGAGAUUCCAGUUAACUGCCAUGAACUGCCCCAUUCCCGGUGGGCAAAGCCAUGCGGGGCUGCAGAAUUGUCACAAAUACAAUCAAUCAAUCAAUCAAUCAAUCAAUGGGUUUACCCCAUACCAUUGUUACCAUGCCAUCACCAUCACCAUCACACAAACACUCGGAUAUUCAGAUAGACAGGCAGGCAGACAAACAUCUGAUGCUUCUUCUUGUGAAG
Molecule: messenger RNA, 910 nt
Organism: Aspergillus japonicus CBS 114.51
Lineage: Eukaryota; Fungi; Ascomycota; Eurotiomycetes; Eurotiales; Aspergillaceae
Exons: 1
Coding region: 384-869 (161 amino acids)
Source: RefSeq, a predicted model, not a curated record